CUUCCUGCUCCUGCCUUUGGUCGUCACACUCAGAGACUCACACUCGUUUCUAGGCUCCGUUCCCCGCAAGUUUGUCCCCUUCAAUGGUCAGAAACCAAUCAGAGAGCAGAGAAAAGAGAUUCUGCAGCUUUCACCUCCCGCUGCACAGCUCGCUCUUGUGAAGACGAGUCUUACACUACACUUCAUUCCAUCUUCAAGUCAACACAUUAAACUACAGAUCAAAAUGUAAACCCUGGUAACGCUGUCACAGCCAAAGGUUUCAUAUCAGAACAGAGCCAUGUUCCUGAGCCGUGUUCUUAGAGAACGUCACAGUCAACAUGAAACACCAGCGGUACUGAACUGUACUAGAGCAGGUCAUAAGAACCAAAACAGUUUCUUUUCUUUUUACAGAAGUCCAAGCCGCUGUGUUUAAUGAGGACGGUGUGACAAACUACAGCACAAUGUUGAUAAGAGAAGACCUGGCUCUACUGCUAGUGGGCGCCAAAGAGGCUGUGUAUUCUCUUGACCUGAACAACAUAACUAGGAAACAAUCUUCAUUGAAAUGGCCAGUGAGACCCGUCGAGAACAAACUGUGUGUGUUAAAAGGGAGACACUCGGUGUCGGAAUGCAGGAACUACGUAAAGAUACUGCACAAGAAGGAAAAUGGAAACAUGCUUGUUUGUGGAACCAAUGCGUUUGAUCCCAAGUGUUGUGAUUUGUACUUUUCAAACAGAAGUUUAACUCGAGGGAGCAGGAUGGAGAGUGGAAGAGGAAAGAGUCCAUUUGAUCCUGCCCAGAGACACGCCUCCCUCAUGGAUGGUAACAAUCUCUACUCAGCCACUUAUGAGAAUUUCCAGGGCAACAAACCCACCCUGACCCGCAGCUCUCCUGAUUUCAUAAAAAACGAAGAAUCCAACAAUGUGUUAAACGAGCCAACGUUCGUGUACAUGGCUCAAAUGCCAGAAGAUGAAACGAACCAGGAAAAUGAUGACAAGGUCUACCUGUUCUUCAACGAGAACGCUCUGGGUCAGUGUGAGUUCUACCAGAAGGUGGCGGUCCCUCGGGUGGCGCGUGUCUGUAAGGUAACACGAGCCUUCUGUUUAUUCACAAACUGUGCAACUUAUCACAAACGAGUGGAUGUUCCUUUCAGAAAUGUUCAACUGAGGUACGGUUUUCAGGGGGAUCUUGGUGGUCGGAAGAUUUUGUACAAGAAGUGGACCACGUUCCUGAAGGCCACACUGGACUGUCCAGUACCUAGAUCUCCACUUCCUUACAUCAUUCAGGAUGCGUACCUUUGGUGUGAUCCCAAACUGCACUGGAGGAACUGUUUGUUCUACGUCAUCUUCACAUCACAGAUUGACAAAUCCCACCCAACAGCAGUGUGUGUCUACCCAGUUUUGGACAUCAUCACAAUGUUUGAAACAGGGACAUACAGGCCUUCAGUUCACAGAGAUAUUCCACUCAUGUACAGUCAAAAUAUUCCUUUCCCUCGUCCUGGAGCUUGCAUAAACAAUGAAGCUCAGAAGAUGGGGAUAAAUCAGUCUGCAGACCUCCCAGACAACACACUUUUAUUUGUCAAAAAUCGACCCCUUAUGGACCACACCAUCCACCCGCGAGGAGAGAAGCCUCUGCUGAUCAGAGAAGGAGCCACAUUUACACGCAUCAUUGUGAACCACGUCAGCGCUAACGACGGCCAAGCUUACAACGUCAUGUUCAUCGGCACAGAGGACGGCACCUUACUGAAGGUAGUUGACUUUGGUGGAGAGGCGUUCAUCAUUGAGGAAAUACAACUUUUCCAGCAAAUUGAGCCAAUCAAAAUCUUGACUCUUUCAAGUUUCACGCAUCAGCUCUAUGUGGGAUCAGACUCUGGGGUGGCACAAAUACCACUGGCCAGCUGUGAGAGGGCAUCGUCCUGUCUGGACUGUGUUUUAUCAAGAGAUCCGUACUGCGGCUGGGACGGCGCUGAUGGGAAAUGUGUCGUUGUUUUGAAUUCACAAAGAAAGCUUGUCCAAAGUUUAAAGGAGGGAAACGUCUUCUCUUGUCCAAACUCGGAGCCGAUCACACCAGUGACCGUCUCCAUCUGGGAAGGCCAGAACCUGACGCUCAGUUGCCCUUUGCCUUCCAACCUGGCAAAAACCAGCUGGAGGCGGAAUAACAGCUCUGGGAUCCUGAUAGGCCGGCUCCACCGACUGGAAGACCGACUGGAAGACCGACUGGAAGACCGACUGCUCAUCUUGGAGGCCUCAGAGAGCGAUGAAGGCCUGUACCAGUGCCUGUCUGUGGAGCACCAGAAAAGUGUGGCGUACACGACAACUGUGGCUGAGUAUGAAGUGACAGUUAAUAAAACGAUCCCAAUCCAGACUGAGAAAAAACAAAUCCUGAAGGAAUUCACGGUGGAGACGUAUGAAUGCCAACUAGCUGGAGAUGCAGGAGUGCAUAUUUUACUUACAUUACCCACAAUUUCUCUAGUUAUACUUUUGAUUUGGAACUUUUAUAAAGGCCAUCUUCCCUGUACGUUUUGGAAGAAGAAUGUGAAACUCUACAGAACGUCACUGGAAGAACUUCCCACGAACUCUGUCUGUUGUUCAUGUAGCCGAAGGAAAGGGAACAAACCAAUGCAGGAAUCUGCUCUCUAAAAUUUGAAAGCCAACCACCAGUGGACCAGUGACAUCACCACCGGACAUGACAGUGACCCACGCUCUGUAUCCAAUACAUACUGCAGUGACAGUUCUGGGAUUUUUUUUUUUUUUUUUUUUUUAUAAAUGUGUCUCUGACUUCUGUUUAAACUCAACAGCUUCCUGUCGACCAUAUUUGUUACACAUUUAUACAUUUGCCAACAUUUAAAGUUUUUUCUUCUUUUCAGACACAGUAGCCACUAAUAUCACUCUGUUGUUGUCCUAGUAAUACCACACGUUUAUGUCCUUUAUGGUCUUCUGUGUUUCGAUCUCUUAAUAAACAACAAUUUGAAUCUCUAAAAAACGAACUCCAUUUUGAACAUUUUGGUGAUUGAUGGGUAAAAUUAAAUGUUGUUACUCGAUUGUAACUAUUCUUAUUAAGUGUUAGAGCCAAAUCGCCCUGCUCCAACUUUCCUCCCGUGCAGCCUACACCACGUGUCUGACCUACUGUACGUCUGAGCUCAUGAUACUCAACAUCACUUUGACAUAAAAACCAAGUGAUCACAGACUCAGUACUAGAGCACGGCUACAACUUCAACAACUUCUUCAGGACACAGCUGCAGUUUCCUUCGGCUUUUCUUCAGUUUCUAGGCAACUACAGAUCCUCUCAACAUUUCUUUAAUAUUAAACAAUUUAAAAAGUCAUUUUUACAGCUUAAAAAAAGUCCACACCCAUGACAGUUUUAUACAUUUGAUCCUACAGGACUCCUUCUCCUCACACAUCAAUGUGAACACUGACUUUCUCGGGUGGAUUUAGU
Molecule: messenger RNA, 3411 nt
Organism: Cynoglossus semilaevis (tongue sole)
Lineage: Eukaryota; Metazoa; Chordata; Actinopteri; Pleuronectiformes; Cynoglossidae
Product: semaphorin-4E-like
Exons: 14
Coding region: 441-2615 (724 amino acids)
Biological process (GO): semaphorin-plexin signaling pathway; neural crest cell migration; positive regulation of GTPase activity
Cellular component (GO): plasma membrane
Molecular function (GO): semaphorin receptor binding; chemorepellent activity
Source: RefSeq, a predicted model, not a curated record